Messenger RNA from Capronia epimyces CBS 606.96, 1608 nucleotides. RefSeq lists its product as uncharacterized. Gene Ontology annotation, cellular component: membrane. NCBI's taxonomy places the organism in Eukaryota, Fungi, Ascomycota, Eurotiomycetes, Chaetothyriales, Herpotrichiellaceae. Gene Ontology annotation, biological process: amino acid transmembrane transport. Gene Ontology annotation, molecular function: L-amino acid transmembrane transporter activity. The record is from RefSeq and is a predicted model, not a curated record. The coding region runs from base 1 to 1608 and encodes 535 amino acids. The transcript is spliced from 3 exons.
AUGCGCGAGCUUGAGACCACUCCCUUACUCUCCCCACGCUCCUCUCACGAUGCCUCUUCAGAUGUGGAGACCCCCCAACUGCAGACGGUCGCCGAUGAACGGAAAAUCGACAACGAUGUCCUUCCAGAAACAUCAACAGCCGGCCGGACCAUUGGUUGGGGCAGCGCCUACGUCCUGGUCAUAUCUAGAGUCAUUGGAAGCGGGAUCUUCGCAAUGCCUGGAACAAUUGUGCAAAAUGUUGGCAGUCCCGGACUGGCUUUAGUGUUAUGGGUGGCCGGGGCUCUCGUUGCGUGGGCCGGACUGGCCAUUGACAUGGAGUAUGGCUGUAUGCUCCCAAGGUCGGGCGGCAUCAAGGUGUAUCUGGAAUACACCUACCGCAAACCGCGCUUCUUCACCUCGACCAUGGUCGCUGUACAAGCCGUGCUGCUGGGCUUCACGGCUAGCAACUGCAUUGUCUUUGCAAAGUAUACGCUUUUUGCUGUCGGUACUACCCCCGGAGACCUCAACACCAAGCUUCUGGCUGUUGGUCUUUUGACCUGGAUCACCCUCGUCCACAGCUGCUUCUACAGGACAGGCAUAUGGAUCCAGAAUGUCCUGGGCUGGGUAAAGAUUGCCCUGGUCCUUUUCAUGAUUCUCACAGGAUUGUUCGUGGUCAUCUUCCGGCACGAUACGACAUCACGCGUCCCAGAUGUUGCUACCACGGCUGCAUGGGACAGUCUGUGGACCGACUCGAAUUGGCAAUGGAAUAACCUGUCGACUGCGUUUUUCAAGGUCCUCUACUCAUACGCCGGAUUAAGCAACGUAAACAACGUCCUGAAUGAGGUCAAAAACCCUGUUAGGACUCUGAAAUCCGUGGGCCCCAUUGCACUACUGACAGCUUGCUUCUUGUAUCUUCUCAUCAACAUUGCAUAUCUUGCAGUGGUCCCGCUGGAGGAGGUCAAACGGAGCAGAGAGUUGAUCGCCGCAUUAUUCUUCGAACGUGUCUUUGGGCCUGGGUUCGGGGACAAGUUUCUUCCCCUUGCCAUUGCUCUCUGCGCCGUGGGAAAUGUCAUGGUGGUAACAUUCUCCGUGGCUCGGGUCAAUCAAGAAGUGGCGAGACAAGGAUUUCUUCCCUUUGCAGAAACUCUGGCGUCUUCCAAGCCGUUCGGCUCUCCCACGGGCGGGCUCAUUGUUCACUAUGUGCCUUCGGUACUGGUAAUCGUGUUGCCGCCUUCGUCCACAGUUUACUCGUUCAUUGCCGAUGUUGAAGGCUACGCUGGUCAAUUCGUUGCCCUGGCUGUGGCGGCGGGGUUACUCUUCCUACGUGUGCGAAAACCUCACCUUCAUCGGCCAUUCAAAGCAUGGGUUCCCGCUGUUUGGCUGAGGAUCGUGCUCUGUCUCUGCCUGAUCUCGGCGCCUUUGUUCCCUCCAAAGAAAGGUUCAGCAGACGUGAAUUUCUUUUACGCAACUUAUGCACUCGUGGGCUUAGCGAUUUUAAUCUUUGGAGUUGCUUAUUGGUUCGUUUGGACUGUCGCCUUACCGCGCUACAGAGGCUAUAGACUGGAAGAGGAGGCCGAUAUCUUGGACGACGGAACGACUAUUACCAAAUUGGUGCGCAAGGAAAUAUAA